Messenger RNA from Adineta ricciae, 462 nucleotides. Lineage: Eukaryota; Metazoa; Rotifera; Eurotatoria; Adinetida; Adinetidae. The record is from the annotation of a GenBank genome assembly.
AUGUUGAAAAACUCAAACAACGCCAAGCACGUCGUUUUGAGAAAACAACAAGUCAUAAUCACAUUUUUAUCAAGCAAUUAUAGUAUACUCGAGUUUAAUCCCCAAUUAGCCGGACAGGAUAUAACUCCUGCUAAUUUGGAAUUCGGCACUAUUGUGACACGACGUCGUGAUCGCCGAGAGAAGUCCUUCAGUGGUGCGUCAAUGUUUCAUGUUUCAGGUAAUCAAUCAUCAUCAAAUGCCUUUCAUCGAUCGUCAUUUACAGCCGUAAAUGAUGAAUUAAUUCCAUUGACAAAUCAAUCAUCAACACUUGAUCCCUAUCAGUCAAGUAUCGAAUAUCGACUACAAGAAUUGACGAAACGAUUAACAGUAUUGGAAACAAAAUUAACUGAAGAUGUAUCUUCGGUAUUGACAAUUCUUCAGCGUCAAUUUCCAUCAGCAGAACCAUUGAACGCUAGUGCUUGA